AUGAGACAACGAAAGAGCGCCAACGGCGAAGGCUCCUCCAAGUCUGAGGCGCCCGCGCGUGCUACUGCACCUACUGGUGCGAGCGGUAUGCUGCGAUUCUACACCGAGGAUAGCCCCGGACUUAAAGUUGGACCCGUGCCCGUGGUAGUGAUGAGUCUGGUGUUCAUUCUAUGCGUGUUCAUGCUGCACAUCUGGGGCAAGAUGCGCCGAUCAUAG
This is a messenger RNA of Sphaeroforma arctica JP610, 216 nucleotides long. RefSeq lists its product as hypothetical. The record is from RefSeq and is a predicted model, not a curated record. Gene Ontology annotation, cellular component: Sec61 translocon complex. NCBI's taxonomy places the organism in Eukaryota, Ichthyosporea, Ichthyophonida. The transcript has 3 exons. Gene Ontology annotation, biological process: intracellular protein transport. Bases 1 to 216 code for a protein of 71 amino acids.